AUGGUUUCAGUUAGUAAGAAGGAAGCCCUGACCUAUGGCAGUGACUCUCUAAAGUCAUCAGCCUCUGUGAUAGGUACAGACUUCGACAGUGCUGUGCUGCCCUGUAUGGACCAUGCCUUUCCUUUUGUGGAGUGUGAGAAGAACACAGGGUCCAGCUCAGAGCCACAAGAUGCAGUGGAGAGCCUCGACUCCACCUCAGUGGACGACUGGGGAUUGCUGACCCACUGUCUUGCCUCUGCCAUGGGCCAUGAGGAGUGGUUCAGUGGGGGGCAGACUCCCAACUUGCCUGACUUCAGUGCCAGAAUCAUCAGAGACUUCUCCCCAACGCUGGAGGAGAUUGAAGAGUUCCUCAUGGAAAAGAUGGAACAGGUCAGGGAUGGAUCUCUAGAUCCUGGCGACCAGUCAGAAUUCAGCCCCCCGCCGGAGCCCAUCUCUCCCAGCACUCCUAAUUCUCCUGAGGCCAACAGCACCCUGGCCAUGUCAACAUCACCCAAUGCUAGUACAAAGGGCACCAUUUACCCUGUCCUCAUUGGAUCGCCCUUAGUGCUUCAACUCCGGCCACUUGCUGAUUUGUCCCCCCGUCCCGAAUCUCAAAACUCCGGUGAUCAGCAGGCGGCCCACCUGGUGCUAGACAACGAUGGUGGCCAGACCCUAUCCCCGUCACCAAUGUCACCCGCCACUCCUGUGAACCCGCCGAGCGAGAUGUGCCAUGGAAACCAGAAGUACGUGAAGAUCGCCCCCUCGCCUGCCGCCGUGAGGACAGUGGGCGUCGCCAGCAUCAUCCUCAUCAAAGCCACACCUGCCCAGGUGACCGGCGUGGCCUCUGAGGGACUCCGGGUGCAUAAGUGCUCCCACCCUGGCUGUGAGAAGGCCUACACCAAGAGCAGCCACCUCAAGGCCCAUUUCCGCAGACACACCGGGGAGAAGCCCUACGUCUGUGUCUGGCCUGACUGCAGCUGGAGGUUCUCCCGUUCUGAUGAGCUGUCCCGCCACCGGAGAUCCCACUCAGGCGUGAAGCCCUACAAGUGUCCACUGUGCGACAAGACAUUCGCCAGGAGUGACCACCUGUCCAAACACACCAAGGUGCACCGGCGCCACAGGAAUGGCAGGGUGAGCCGGGCUAGCUGCUGACACCCGGCUGGCUGACAGCCCGAUACCCCAAAAUGACCCAACUGCAGGGCACAAAUUAGCACAUGAGCAACCAAGC
Megalops cyprinoides (Indo-Pacific tarpon) is the source of this 1207-nucleotide messenger RNA. Its product is annotated as Krueppel-like factor 15. The transcript has 2 exons. NCBI's taxonomy places the organism in Eukaryota, Metazoa, Chordata, Actinopteri, Elopiformes, Megalopidae. Gene Ontology annotation, biological process: regulation of transcription by RNA polymerase II. The record is from RefSeq and is a predicted model, not a curated record. Bases 1 to 1131 code for a protein of 376 amino acids. Gene Ontology annotation, molecular function: DNA-binding transcription factor activity, RNA polymerase II-specific; RNA polymerase II cis-regulatory region sequence-specific DNA binding.